AUGCCCGCCGUCCGAUCAGCCUACGACCCCAAGGACAUGCAGUUCCGCCACCUGGGCCCCACGGGGCUCAAGGUGAGCGUGCUGUCCCUCGGUGGAUGGCUCACAUACGGAGGCACCCAGAAGGGCGAGAUCGUCAAAAAGUGCCUCGAGGCAGCGUGGAGCCACGGCAUCAACACCUUCGACACGGCUGAGACGUACGCGUCGGGCGAGUCCGAGGUCGAGAUGGGCCAGGCCCUGAAGGAGCUCGACUGGCCGCGUGACGAGUACGUCUUGACCACCAAGAUCUUCUUCGGAACCGGUCGCAAGGAGCCCAACACGCGCGGUCUGAGCCGAAAGCACGUCGUCGAGGGCCUGAAGAGUUCUCUUGAGCGUCUGCAGCAGCCCUACGUUGACGUCGUGCUCGCUCACCGCCCGGACUACGCCACGCCCAUGAAGGAGAUCGUCGAGGGCUUCACCCAGGUCAUUCGCAACCUCAACCUCGCCUACUACUGGGGAACCUCGGAGUGGAGUGCCGUCCAGAUCCAGGAGGCCACCCAGAUCGCCGAGCGGUACAACCUCAUUGCACCCGUCGUCGAACAACCUCAGUACAACGCCUUCCACCGUGAGCGCUUCGAGGUCGAGUAUGCCCCCAUCUUUGACCAGUACAAGUACGGAACCACCAUCUGGUCGCCGCUGGCCUCGGGCUUCCUGACGGGCAAGUACAACAACGGCAUUCCCGAAGGCUCGCGGUACGCGAACCACAAGGACUUCUUCGAGGGCACCAUCAAGCAGCUCGAGAGCGAGGAGGGCAAGGCCAAGAUUGAGAAGGUCAAGAAGCUCACCAAGAUUGCCGAGCGACUGGGCGGCACCAUGGCAUCGCUGGCGCUGGCGUGGACCCUCAAGAACCCCAACGUGAGCACAGUCAUCCUCGGCGCCACCAAGGUCGAGCAGAUCGAGGACAACGUCAAGGCCGUCAAACUGGCGGACAAGAUCACGCCCGAGGUCAUGGAGGAGAUCGAGAAGAUUCUCGACAACGCCCCCGCGCAGCCUCCCAAGUUUGGACGUGAGAGAUGA
Molecule: messenger RNA, 1053 nt
Organism: Anthostomella pinea
Lineage: Eukaryota; Fungi; Ascomycota; Sordariomycetes; Xylariales; Xylariaceae
Source: the annotation of a GenBank genome assembly